AGUACAACGCAACACGUUCUGGCUUGAACAACUCACGAAGCUUGGUCAGUCGUUUUGCGUUUUCCGUUGUGUUUAGUUGUGUUUGCAUGUGCCUCCAAAACUUGCGCACUCUUGAAGAAUUAUGCGGACUAUUCUAGAGGAACAAUUGUGCCUUCGUUGAUACCCAAGUGCAAUCAUCCUGCAAAGUGCCUCAAUUUCACAAUAUGCUUUAUUGUCGUGUGACAGUGCCAUUGAUUGAGUGCUCAACAUUAAAUUUUAUCAAUUAAAAAAUACUUUUCUGCCCAUUUGCUAGGUAAAGUGAUUCACUGACAGCUAAUAUUACAAUUAAUCGAUCCAUUUAUGAAUUAAUUAUCGAUUGAGUUUAGGUGAAUUGUGAGAAGCAAAACGUGUCGGUUAGGAAAAAAAAAUCAAUGAGUGUCUCGUGCUAAAAAAGACAGUGGCUUCAUUUGGAGGUUGUGAAUCCAUAUCUUUGGAUUAAAAAUGUCACAGUGCAGAGAAUCUGUCGAUAUUAUCUUUGAAGAUCUUAAAUAUUCAGUUUCUAUCCCCAGACAGAAAGAUAAGAAGGAGAUCUUGAAGAAAGUUACGGGGAAAUUCAAUUCUGGUGAACUUACGGCCAUCUUAGGGCCAUCUGGAGCUGGAAAAUCCAGCCUCCUCAAUGUCCUCACAGGAUUUAUGAAAAAGGGUGUUGAGGGUCAUGUGAUGUUUUUGGAUGGGAAGAAUCCUGUCAAACUUAAGGGCAGUCGCAGCUAUAUCCUCCAGGAUGACAAUCUCUUUCCCUGGUACACCGUUAAUGAGACCAUGAUGCUCGCGUGUCAACUUAAAGUAGCCAAUACAAGCCAACAAUCGCGACAGAAAAUGAUAGACAAUAUCCUCAAUACGCUUCACCUAAUCCACACAAAAAACACAAGAUGCAAAAAUCUAUCCGGUGGACAAAAAAAGAGGCUAUCAAUUGCUUUAGAACUCAUUGACAAUCCGUCUGUGUUAUUUCUGGAUGAGCCAACAACGGGCUUGGAUAGCUCAUCAUCGGCACAGUGUGUAAGGCUGUUGCAGAAUUUGGCGCGUGAGGGACGAACAAUUGUAUGCACAAUUCACCAGCCAUCAGCCACUAUUUACAACACCUUUGACCAUGUCUAUAUUAUGGCUGAGGGUCAGUGUGUGUACCAGGGCAGUGCCGACAAUACCGUGGCUUAUCUCAGUUCACUUGGUCUAUAUUGUCCUCAGUACCACAGCCCUGCUGAUUACAUUAUUGAAGUUGCGAACGGCGACUACGGCAACUUUACGUAUACGUUAGCUAAUGCGGCCUUGGACAAUCGAUGGCGUUCAUCACAAAUGUGUAUUAUGGAUAGGGCUAUAUCGAUUAAGACAAAUCGAUCUAGCUUUAUCAGUGACAGCAGUAACAGCAGUUCAGAAAAUGCCCCAUCUACUACUUGCAUCACCAGCAGCAGAUACAUUGAAACUCCUUCGGAAUGGAGUCGUCUAAGGACUUUGAUGCAGCGCUGCAAGUUGCAGUGCUUCAGAGAUUGGACGGUGACUCAUUUGAAAGUUCUGUGCCAUGUACUAUGUGCAAUUCUCAUUGGUUUGAUCUAUGGUGAUUCUGGCCUGAAUGCCACAAAGUCAAUCAACAAUGUGGGCUUCUUGAUAAUCGGUGUGGUUUAUCUGUGGUAUACAACAAUGAUGCCGGGUGUCCUGAGAUUUCCAUCGGAAAUUGCCAUUCUCAAGAAGGAAACUUUCAACGGUUGGUACAAGCUGCGAACCUACUAUUUAGCCACAAUUGCAGUAAUGGCACCAAUUCAUAUAAUGUUUGCCAUUCUGUAUUCUGUGAUAGCUUUUCUUAUUACUCAGCAGCCUCUUGAAACGAUAAGAUUGUUUAAAUUUGUGCUUAUUUAUGCCAUUACUACAAUAACAGCAGAUGGCUUUGGCAUCUUCCUGGGCACAGUGGUUAAUCCUGUGAAUGGAACAUUCUUUGGAGCUGUUGGCACAUGCUUCUUGCUGGUAUUCUCAGGAUUUUUGGUUCUUUUUAAUCACAUGCCCGAAGUGAUGAGAAUUCUAUCGUAUUUCUCAUUCAAACGUUAUUCUCUGGAAGGUCUUGUCUUGACCAUUUAUGACAAUAAUCGAUCGAGCUUGUGGUGUCCAGACAGCGAAAUGUACUGCCAUUAUCGCAAUCCCAUGUACCUCAUCAAUGAACUUGGCAUGACGCCGAAGAAUUUCAACUUUGACAUCUCAAUGAUGAUCAUUCAGAUGUGCGCCAUCAAGACGCUGACGUACUUUACGCUAAAGCGUCGAAUGACCAACUAGGACCAUUUAUUUCCGUAAACUAUUUAUGAGUAUUUAUAGAAGGGCACAGAAAUUCGAUUUAGGUUUCAUUGAGUGCCCUUUCUAAAUGUGGAAUGUGUGAUUUUUAUUCCUUUUAGAAAUAUUUUAGUAAAAUCUACUCGGUGGAUUAUUGUGAAGAAUUUUUACCUUUUCUGAAGCAUUUUUUUUAAAUAAACAAAGGGUUGUACAAAUUGUAAAAA
This is a messenger RNA of Phlebotomus papatasi, 2513 nucleotides long. Its product is annotated as ATP-binding cassette sub-family G member 1. The transcript is spliced from 11 exons. The record is from RefSeq and is a predicted model, not a curated record. Gene Ontology annotation, molecular function: ATP binding; ATP hydrolysis activity; ABC-type transporter activity. The coding region runs from base 481 to 2295 and encodes 604 amino acids. Gene Ontology annotation, cellular component: plasma membrane. Lineage: Eukaryota; Metazoa; Arthropoda; Insecta; Diptera; Psychodidae.